AAAUACAGGAAGUCACUCUGGAAAACGCCGGAAGAAAGCUGGUGAAAGCUAAGUUGAAGUAUUCUGAAGUUGGACUAUGGCGCUUGGAGACUGUUGGAAGCAGCUGUCCUGGUUUUAUUACCAGUACCUGCUAGUGACAGCGCUGUACAUGCUGGAGCCCUGGGAGAGGACGGUGUUCAACUCUCUGCUGAUCUCAGUGGCUGCCAUGGCCAUCUACACCGGCUACGUCUUCAUGCCACAGCACAUCAUGGCCAUCCUCCACUACUUUGAGGUUGUCCAGUGAGCCGUCUCCUCUGGCGUUCCACUAGUCCAGCCCGUCGUCCAUCCCCCUCCCAUAUCCUCCAACAACUCUCCGCUUUUCUGUGCUUGGAUACAUGUCCCUGUUUGAGGUCGGACUGUCACAGAACUUCUCUCCUCAUGGAAUCCAGAUCAAAAGUGGAAGCUGGGAACGCUGUGCUGGAGGCCAUGUAAGAAUACAUCCAACCACUGGGAGAGCGGACAUUGUAAGCAGUGUUUUACUUGGAGAAGUGCUUCGUUUCAGCUUUUUCACCUUGACUCAAGUGCACUUUACUGUUGGAGUGAUGUGUAAUUUGUUGGACUGUACUUUGCUUUUGCUAUCCUCUAGUUGAAUUAACUCCUGUAGUUGUUUGACUGGCUGAGCAGGAUGAGAUCUUUAGAUCUGGAGUUUUCCAUCUUGUGUGACGAAGCUCAGCAUUCCUCCAACCUGAUCUGGACAAUUAAACCAUAUGCAGCAUAAAGCUUCUACAGGGAGAGCCUGGUUAGCUCUGUUGCAGCUAGUUAACAGCAAGCAGUUUUUUCACUAUGAAACAUGAUGCUGUAGUUCUCUUUAUGGCACACAAUCCUUAAUAUAGAUUUUUUUUUUUUAUCUUCUGACUUUUCUUUUAAACUCAAUUUGUUUAGUUAUAUUUUAUCUUUAGAUCUGGGUGGUUUUUUUUAUUUUAUAAUUUUAUUUUAUUUUUUUGGAACUAAUAGAGUAGAUUGUUGCCAUACUCUGCAUCCCAAAAUUAUAGUUCUUCACUUAUUGAGUAUAAAGAAACAAUCUGCAAAAGUUUUAACAUUUUUCUGUCCAUCAUAACUUUUCUGAUUCUUAACUUCAAAUCUAUAAAAAUACAACAAAUAUCUGUAAAAUUAAUUCCACUAACCACUACUUUGAGGAAUUCUAGCUCUAGAGUGAAGCUCUUCACAGAUGAGUUAUAAACUGUAAAAAGCUGACAAAUUCCUUUACAGACGGUAGAUCUAGGAAAUGUGUUGCAAUGAAUUGAUUGUGAAAAUCUGAUUGUCAAGAACAAAAACAUCUCUGAAUUUCCUGUAACUCAAGAUAUGUGUUUUAAUAGAUACUUUCUAUUUAUGUUUGACAUGUAAAAAAAUGUUAACCCUCCUGUGGUCUAUUGAACCCCCUCAGUACACUGCAUUUUGACCCAGGGUCACUGCGGUCCGGUGGGGUUGCAGCGACCCUGUGUGCGCUUCCCCGUUGUCUGUCACGGCAAGACCGCAGGAGGGUUAAACAAUUCAAGGUUUAGGUUGUUUGUCAGUUUUCCUUUGUUGUUCAUUCCAGAGAUUUAACUGUGGUUUUCGUAUUUGUUUAAUCUCUGAAAUGCUCCAACCAAUCCUCAGGCAUCAUUGUGAGCAGCAGUUACCUCCAUCCCUGUUUUAAUUGUUCUGUUUUCUGGUGUCGGAGGAUGUUUUUGUGGUUAAAUUGCAAAAUUGGACCAGAAUUGGUUUCUGAGAGCCAAAGUUUGUGAGAAUUUGGGGUCUAUUCUCAGUCCAGUGCAGCUCCUUAUAUGUGAUCUCAGUAACAAUCUGUUCCUCCAGCUUGGCACUUGAUCAACACAUCAGGAAGGAUUUAUUGGACUGUCAAAAGGAAGGUUCAGUGAGAAAGAAAAUCAGUCAAAAUAAGGCCUUAUCUAAUUAAGCCUAAGCUAAUAUCGGAUAUCCUUUUUAUAUUUUGGUUGCAUUUAUUAGCAACAUAAACUCCCACUGCCACAGCUAACACUUUCUCCUAAAAUAUGUACUUUUCUUGAAUGUAUAUAUUCUUGUAAACAUAUUUGUAAAGUUUUGUAGUCAGAUAAUUUGACAUGAGAUGUUUUGGUGAAGACAUUGUAAUACCGUUCUAUAUAUCUGAAAUGAUUAAAGUUAUACUUGUUUUACCUAC
Messenger RNA from Xiphophorus hellerii (green swordtail), 2173 nucleotides. RefSeq names its product serine palmitoyltransferase, small subunit A (gene sptssa). Lineage: Eukaryota; Metazoa; Chordata; Actinopteri; Cyprinodontiformes; Poeciliidae. The record is from RefSeq and is a predicted model, not a curated record. Gene Ontology annotation, molecular function: serine C-palmitoyltransferase activity. Gene Ontology annotation, cellular component: serine palmitoyltransferase complex. Bases 77 to 283 code for a protein of 68 amino acids. Gene Ontology annotation, biological process: ceramide biosynthetic process. The transcript is spliced from 2 exons.